GCUAGAGCGCUUAACUUUUCAAACGGGACCCAAACACACGCUCACACGGGACAGGGGACACUCAACGAAAAGCUUUCAGCAGACUAUUUCGUUAUUUCUAUGUCGGCUUAAUCAUUCGUCGGACAUGUCUAAUUAAAGAGGACUUCUUCAAACCGGACAGGAUAACAAAUCAGCAUUAUUUAAUGGCGAUGUGGAUAAUGUUCUUCUCUUAAACGUCGCAAUGGUUUAUAUUCAUGAAGGCGAUCAAAGGACUGAGAUGAGAGGCAGGACGACUGAUGAUGUUUAGUAGUGACACUUUCACGCGCAACAUGUGUGGUUACUCUGACAGCACACAGAGCGCACAGACUGGGAAAUAUUAAAAACCUGACAUUUGCACUAAUACAUUCUAUUCUUGAACAUGUUAAAAUGAUCUCGGAGGAAAGAAGCAAUCACAUCCCUAAACAAGCGCUGGGUUUUCCAGUUGGGUUAUUGAUCCGCUCGCCCAAAAGACGCCUGGCAAUGCCAAGCAGAAAGACCAGCAAUGGAUCUCUACAGUCCAGCACCUCUGAUAGCACGGCUCAGUCUGUGGAGAGCACUGGAGUCCGGCAGCCGGCCAAGAGCAAGAUACGCCGACACAACAACAGGCUGUCCACGGUGUUCAACCGAAGCCCUGUUCUGCCAAACCGAUGGCCAGGUCAGGACAGCAGAACCCUAGACCUGCAAGUAGCGGACGACCCCGCAGAGCUGUCCUGUCAGAGGACUAUCCCAGGGAUCCUCAAGAUAUUUGGCAGUGACAUCUGCCAAGGAGCCAACUACAAGAGCGUGCUGGCCACCAGCCAGUCCAGUGCCAAAGAGCUGGUCAAAGAGGCUCUGGAGAGAUACUGCUUGGAAAAGGAAGACUCCAGUACAUAUGUGCUUUGUGAUGUGAUUGGCCGAACUGGGUUGGACCACGAAUGGAAGACGGAGUGCUGUCGGGUUGUCGGUGACCAUGAGAAGCCCCUCAUGUUGCAGUCACUCUGGAAACCCAAGGAGGGGUUCUCCAGGCGUUUCGAGAUCCAGAAAAGAGAAAACGUGGAGGCGCUAAGUGCCAAGAAUACAGACACCGUCACUGCAGGCCUCAAUGCUCAAGCCCGAAAGCUGCAGCACGCCCGUUCGCGGGUCACCUCCCUGUUUGUGGAUAGGGCGAAUGAAGGGCUGGAUGCUCUUGGAAUCUGGAGGAGCUUGAGUGACAUGGACGUCUCAACCAUGGGAAAAGAAGCCAGUGAGACCCAUAAUGCACCUCUACAGGAGGAUCCUGAGGCAGAGGCUGAUAAAGAUGAUCACUGCCUCAACGCAGAGAAAGAGGAGACGGAAAGCAGCGAUGACAACAACACACAGUACUCCAUCCACCUGCCCUUUGAUUUCCCAUAUUUCCUUCUGCUGCAAGGAUUCAACCACAGACAGGACUUUCUGGUCUACCUGAUGAGUGGGAACAGUUGUAUAUUUGGCUCCUCCAUUGGUAAGAAUGAUGAGCCCCUUAAAGUGGACAUCCUACUCUUUGCUCCUGACAUCCUAGCUCAGCACUGCUGUGCACAGCGCCUUGAUGCCACCAGUGACCAAACCAAGGGAAGUAGCAAGAUGCAAACCAUGCUCAGACCCCUCCACAGCGCACAUGUUACACACAACGGUGUCCCCCUUGAUGACGAGGUUGAGUUGUGUCCAGGGGACCUGGUGGGGCUCGGUCAGCACUAUCUAUUUAUGUUUAAGGACCCUACAGCCUCAGGAGCCUUUCAGACCCCAUCCUGGAUGGCCACGCUGUGUCCUCCUGCCACAGCAUCACCCUGUAAUAAGUGUGGAACAUCCGUCAGGAGGACGAGGACUCAAAAAAUGGCCGCCCGCUGGAGGGACUUGGACGGAAGGGUGGUGUCGCUGUCCUAUCAGGUGCAGCAUGAAGAUCAGGUCUUGGAGAAGAUUCUCAGUAUGGUGGACCCAGAAGAGGAAGAACCUAAACUUACUCCAGCUUUUCUGCUCUGUCUGUGCAUUCAGCACUCCACCACCAACUUUGAGUUGGUUCACCUCCGGAAAUUGCUGCUCUCUAUUGCUAAUCAGAUCCAGCUCACCAUGUGGGAAAGAACAAAAGAACUCGCAGCUCUGCAGCCAGACAUAAGCACCAGUGAUAUGUCAGCAGAGCAGCAUGUAUUGAACAUCCACGAUCUGAUCUCAGGCCUGCAGCCGCUGGUGCUGUGGAUGUCCAACUCCAUUGAGCUGCUGCACUUCAUCCAUCAUGAGGUCGCCCUUCUCUUAACGUGGAGACAGCAGGACAGUCAGGAAAUGGACAAAGAAUCAAUGGAUUGUCAGAUCCAGUCCACAUGUGCUGCCAGCGAGGAGGCCAUGACAGUACUAGAGGAAGUUAUCAUGUUCACCUUCCAGCAGUGUGUCUACUAUCUCACUAAAAGUCUGUAUGGUGUGCUGCCGGGGCUGCUGGAUAGUAACCCUUUCUCUGAGAGCGGUCAGCUGCGCAUGCCUGCGGGAGUCAGACAAAUCCUGGACGUCCUGAAGGAGGCACUGCACCUGCUCAACACUUUCCAGGUGCACAGCGAGAUCACAUCUCAACUGCUGACCUACCUGUUCUUCUUCACCAACGCCUCGCUCUUCAACACGCUCAUGGAGAGAGGGUCUGGAGGUGGCUUCUACCAGUGGUCUAGAGGAGUGCAGAUCCGGGCCAAUCUGGAUUUGUUGAUGGACUGGAUUCAGAGCAUUGGUAUGGGAGAUUUGGCUGCUGACUUCUUCCAGAGACUCUCUUCUGCCGUCAACCUGCUCGCAACUCCCAAAGAGACCCUACUGCAGGCUUCAUGGUCCACUCUGAGAGCUGAGUUUGUUAAUCUGAACCCUGCACAGCUGCAUCACAUGCUAAGAGAGUACAACAUUGCUCGGACGUCCCCUCUAUGCUGGAGGCCAUCUCCAGAGGAUUCAGCAGCUGCCCUCAAUACCGCUAAUAUCCUGGAAAGUUUCGACAGCCAUCCUCCUCUAAUCCUGCCCAGCAGCAUUUUUAAUCUGGAGCUGGGGACUCCCAUCACAGAGCCAGGGCUGUUCACUCCUCUCCGGCAUCUGCAGGAGUUUAUCCAGUCUCUCCCAGACAGCCAGACACAGCCUGACCAGCAGUCCUCACAGGGCUCCUGCAGUAACUUGACUGAAGAGACCGCAUCUGAACCCAUGACCCAAGAUUCAGAGUCAAAGGAUCAGCAAUGUGUCAGCAUGACACCACCUCAGUUUCAGGGGUCUCACAGUAACCUGAGCUCGUGUGAGGCCGUCCUGACCCAGAAACUUAAGUGCUUGGAGCUCCAAAACAGCCUGGCUGUGAAUACAGACCUGUGCUACCACAAAAGUCUGGCUCUCGACCCCUCCUGCCUGCUGACUCCUCCCAACACCCCUCAGAGUCUUGACCAAGCCGAACUUGAAGCCAGCCUGCUGGAGGGGGUGGCCCAGCAGACGGCACGCCAGCACAGGAAAGAAAACACAGAGCGAAGAACAGAGGAAGAUGAAGAUGAUAGAGGUGAGGUGUUCACCGUAGAGCUGAUAAAAGGACCUCAUGGUCUUGGGCUGGCGCUGGUGGAUGGAAUGAAAACUCCUCUGCGAGUGAGUGGAAUCUACGUGAAGUCAGUGGUGCCCAAUUCCCCAGCAGCCCUCAGUCAGAGACUAAGAGAGGGCGACUGCAUCCUGGCUGUCAAUGGAGUCAGUCUGGUGGGAAUGGACUACCACAGUGGAAGAGAACUCAUCCGGACGUCCAGCGAUUCGCUUCAAUUACUGGUGGCCAAAACUGAAUCCGGGAGCUUGAUCACCAGAUGCUGAGAAACGAAACAGACUCGUCUGGAUGAUUGACUGUAUCUUUGGACUGAUCGUUCCUCACUGAUUCAUUCAGUCAGAUCUCAGGAACUGGAACUCAGAUGUAUUCCUGAAACCAAAGGAAGUCCAUUCAAAUGGAUUCAUUAAUGUUGUUGUUUGUGUUCUUGUUCUUGUUGCUUCUGCUGGCUUUGUCUCUUUGUCUCUGGCUGUUGGUGGAUCUACCAAAGUCUCAAAUGGCCAGAAUGAUAUGUUGAUUUCUUCUUUUUAUAGUAGCGGUUAUUUAACACUUUUCUUGGUUUCUUUUUUGUAACAUAGUUUACUAGAUGUUUUCUAGUGUUUUAUUUUUGUUUACGAUCUGUCCGUCUGUCAUUUUCUGGUUUCCUGAGAAAUGUUGUGGUCCAGACAGGGUGAUUUCAGUUUCCCUAAAGCUCAAACUGGAAGAGCAAGAGUCACACAAAUCCAUUCUCUGUUCAUGACAUCCAAAUACUGCUGGAUAUAUCAGUCAGAACCACUUUCGAUUUUAGUCAGUUUUUAAUAUUUAGCCAAAGUCUCACUUUUAAUGUACUGAUGUUAUGAAAACUGUACCAUUUUCACAUGGAUGCCAUUGUUGUUAUUAUUACUUGUGAGGUUCCUGAUGUCAUAAAUGAUGUUCUUCCUCAGUUCCAGAGAAACAGUGUUAUAUUGUGUCAUCAGUGUUCAUGAUGGGAUUAAAAAAGCAUUUGUUUGUCAUAUUUAUUGCUAACUGUUAAUGUAAUGUUAGUGUAAUAUUUGAUUUCUUGAAGGAAAAGAGAUAAACUGGUUUUGUUUGUUGUUGACUUUUAA
Molecule: messenger RNA, 4623 nt
Organism: Carassius carassius (crucian carp)
Lineage: Eukaryota; Metazoa; Chordata; Actinopteri; Cypriniformes; Cyprinidae
Product: ras-associating and dilute domain-containing protein-like
Exons: 16
Coding region: 406-3807 (1133 amino acids)
Biological process (GO): substrate adhesion-dependent cell spreading; neural crest cell migration; signal transduction
Cellular component (GO): microtubule
Molecular function (GO): GTPase binding
Source: RefSeq, a predicted model, not a curated record